AUGAAGGAGCAGUUUGAAAAGGAGAAGUGGUGGAGGGUGCUUUUGCAUAACGAUGACAUCCACACCUUCGAGUAUGUCACGAACUGCUUAGUCAAAGUGGUGCAACAUCUUUCGCGUCGAAAGGCAUACUCUAUCACGUGGGAGGCCUGA
Durusdinium trenchii is the source of this 150-nucleotide messenger RNA. The record is from the annotation of a GenBank genome assembly. NCBI's taxonomy places the organism in Eukaryota, Dinophyceae, Suessiales, Symbiodiniaceae.